AUGUCUAGUGAAGCUAUUUCUACCGGGUCCAUCGUCUUCGUCGGUCCGACACACGAAUCACCACUUGAGGGGUUCAUGUACCUUCUGGUGACCAAGGUCAAGGGUACUUCGGCGAUCGUGCGCAAGACAGGACCCGACGCGACCGAUUCCUGCCCAGAACGGCCACCUGAUCGCAUUCGUCCACGUGCCGGCACAUCCAUCGACCAAUGGGCGUGCGGGCUGGUGACGGGCUAUUACAUGCGUAAUGGCAAGGUUAAGAUCCACCUACGACAUGAAUCCCAAGCUCUGUACAUCAAACUGACGAGUCUCUCAACCGUGAUAGCGGUAGAUCGAUUCAACUACGCGCUACGAACUGGCGUUACCGUCAACGCUACCGUACUAAACGCACUCGAGCUGUUAGACCGGCAGAGCGAGGUCAUCGUGGCGUGCGGUAAGAGUAGAACAGGAAUCCCGGUUCAUGUGACGUCUUCGCUGUUAAGCUUUCCAUUUUAG
This is a messenger RNA of Phytophthora nicotianae INRA-310, 492 nucleotides long. RefSeq lists its product as hypothetical. The record is from RefSeq and is a predicted model, not a curated record. NCBI's taxonomy places the organism in Eukaryota, Oomycota, Peronosporomycetes, Peronosporales, Peronosporaceae. The transcript has 2 exons. Bases 1 to 492 code for a protein of 163 amino acids.